UAACUACCAGAUUAGAAAGUUUAGAUUCUAGCAGAAUCCUUGUAAAUGCUUGCUCUUACUUGUUAUUAGUUUGGACCGGGCUCGAGGGUUCGAUUUGACUUUGAUGAAGUCAUCGUCCUCAUCUGGUUUGUGAGUUGCUGAUUUUGGGGGUGAUUAGGAGUAUUAGUCUUCGGGUGCUUUCCCACUGGUGGUGGUAGAAUCAACAAUGUGGAAUCGGAGAGGAGAAUCUGCAGAGAUUGGGUCCCUCAGAGUAUGCUUUGAUGCAGUUACAGCGACAAAGGAGACUGCUGGAUUUCCCGGAUAGGGUGAUUACUGUUUUCUAAAUCAGGCAGGCUGUCCAUGUGCUGUACUUCUGCGACCAGAGCGCCGUGCAGUCUUUGGGUGGCUGCGGCCCACAAGGCGACAUGGCUAUUCACUGUUAGUGCUAGUUGUCUUUGACGACAACUGAUUUCGGACCCUGAAAGGAAGAUUAAGCCAUGAGGCAGUUGAGUUUGAUUGAUGCUACUGUGGUGGAGUCAGCGUCUGCUUUUUCUAUUUUGUUGAAAAGCAAGCAAGCUAUGCGAUCCGCUGGUCACAAUAGUAUCAUAGCUUUCCACAGCUACAUGCCACAUUUCGGUCUCGAUUCCUCCAGCGUGAGCCACUUCUAUUGUCCAAAUAACCCAAGUCGCAUCCUGUUCACCUUCGGGCGUAUCCGCUUAGUGGGGUCCUUACAGAUUAUGUAGUGCGUAUGAGGUUGGCGGAGUGAACCUAUGGUGUUGAUCGUGGAUCUGUAGUCGAGGAUUACAGUUUGAGGUUUUUAAAGGUUUUUCGGAGCAAGAGAGACAGAGUGAGACUAUUAAGAUAAUCUGUUGCAAUGCUAUCAUGUCAGAGCUCUUGUCCUCCAUGAGGCUCGCAUUCAUAAAACCCAAGUUGUCGCAGCAUGGAGAGGAGCUACAUGAUCAAGAGUGGCACUCUGAGAGAAUAGGCAUAGACCACAGAAGGUUCUCUUUGUUGGUUGCAUUACCAUUUACGUUGUCGUCUUAGCUGCAACUCUUGUUUGAAUCAGCGCCGAUUCACCACCACAGCCGAUUUAGUCAGAAAAUCUUUAUUGCUGUAUUCAUUUUCUAAUUCCCUUGAAUAGAGAAGAAGGGGUUAAACGAUCCUUUGCACAGCCAUGGAUGUGCAUUAAUCUUUUAGUAGAACUCUUGGGAAUGGGGAUGUCCAUAUCCGUUUAAGAGCGUCCGUCUGUGUCACACUCGCCUCGUCAAGUUAGAUUGUGUUUGUCGCAAUGGAUGCGGCUACCAUUCGACGAGGAAGCGGUGGAAGCAGAAGCUCCAGCUCCAGCCACAGCAGUACUUGCAAUCCCCUGGUCCCUGGCCCUAUCAUCACAGUGUCACCAACCCGCGCUCCGGACUACGAUUGCACAGAUUGCGGUUCUUUUUUUUUUGGCAGCCGGGGGAGGCACCGGCCUCGAUCCCAUGGCGCCUGGAGCAGCAGCAGCCAUCACCACUCGCGAGGAAACAUCAUCAGUGAACCCGUCCAGAGGCUCUUCUUGGUUGGAUCCACGCCCGUGCAUCACCCCGCCACUUCUGCGGUAUCACAGCAAGUGUUUCUGCCCCAAAACGAGCAGCUACAUGAAAUUUCCCAGGCGACAGAGCUUCAGGACAUUGUCGACCUUACAAACGCAACAGGUCCAUCGGUUGAUGUCAGGGAACCGGUUUCUUUAGAGGCCUCCGACAAUGAGAAAGUGGGAAACCAAAGAGCGGUAGAUUUUGUAUCUUGUCAUGGUGCCACAUCCACAUUUGCUGGCAACGUCAAUGACUCAUCGUCGACAUUGGCAGAAAUUUUUCGGUGCUUCAUCUGUCUUGGAAAGGUUGUGGAUGCCCAGCUGUGUCCAUGUUGUUCCAAGCUGGUGUGCCAGUCGUGUAUCAAGAGAUGGCUCACAGAUCAAAAGUCAGAGUGCCCACACUGCCGUGCGCCCCUCCUUCUAUCGCAACUCGUGAGCUGUCGAUUUAUCUCUGAGAUUUCCUCGGAAGUUGAGAAGAUUCAAGGGAAUUUAGGUGACAGUUCAAUAGAAAAGCAGUACUGUCCGGCCCAUGACAGCCCCUUUCUCUACUUCUGCACGACAUGCUCAGUCCCCGUAUGCCCAGACUGUGCGGUCCUGAUUGAGGAUCAUCGAAAUCACACGUUUGAGAAGCUGAGUGUUGCCUAUGGGCGUCACAAGAAGAAAAUUCGCAUGGAAGCUGCCGGGCUACGCAAGCGCCAGAAGGAACUCUCCGCUCUCGUGGUUUCAGUUGAAAAAAACAUCGACACUGUGCUUAAGGCAAAGGACGAAUCUGCUGCAGAGCUUCAAAUGGCUUUUAAAAGGAUGCAGUCUCGACUUGAAGAGCAGCUCAAAUGUAAACUACUGGCAUUACUCGCACAAAAGGGUUCUAUGACUCAAGAAAUGGAGCUUCUGGACACAAUAUUGCACGAGUUAGAUCAACAGCUGAACAGUAUUCCAAAGAGUGACCUCAUAGCGCAAGAACCUAACAUGAGCCGCAUGCUGCAGGACAUCCGAACGCGCACUUUGUCGCAUAUAUCGUGCACACCUAUUCCUCCUGAAUUUACGUCAGAGGUUGUUCCCUCGUACGAGCAUGGAGAACUCAUUUUGAAGAAAUACAAGGAAACUAUCACCCUACCCAGAUCUUCUGUUUUCUCUCCUGGUGGCACUCCGAGUUCCAGUGAAGCCUUGUCGAGCAAAGAUGUUGUGUACAGUGAGCCCAUCCGUGGUUCAGGUAUUACGUGGAGACUGAAGGUGUACCCAAAUGGCAGCGGCGCUUCUUUGGGUACUCAUCUCUCUGUCUUUCUGGAGAUGGUAGAUGGCGGAAAUGAAGCGGUAACUUACGAGUAUGGUAUAGAGCUCCUUCACCAGACUCGUCCAAACCAGCGCAUCGUUCGCAAGUUCUCUUCCGACUAUGAGGUGGGUGCGUGUUGGGGUUACUACCAGUUCUUCAGGAUCGAUCUUCUGGAGAAGGAAGGCUACCUCCAACCAGAUGAGGAUACCAUCACUUUGCGCUUCUACGUGCGCCCUCUCACAUUUCAACAGCAAUGCCAGGACUUGCGGAGAUCACUUGCCGCUUUGCAAGUUGAGCGUGACGAGUCAGCCACGCAGGUGACAGUGAUUCGAAGGGCGUUCGCAACAGCAUUAUUCCAGCGUAGGCGCAGGCGAAGCAACCGGACCGUUGGGCAGGUUGCAAACGAGAAAGUGGCCUUAGCGCAAGCUGUUGCAACCGGAACGGGCACCACCAUCGCCUCAAAUACGCUUGCGUUGCGUAAAGAGCUUCAAGUUUCAAGCAUCAAGGAUUUGCCAAGGACAAUGCAGGAUUCCAGUGGUACCAGAGCUGGCAAGUCAUGGAACCUGGGGAUGUUGCCUCAAUGUGAGGAUCGUUGUAAUUCUGAAUGCACCAUUGUGAUCCACUCUGAAGAUAUUUCUCAAGCUGUCGCUGCAGAUUCUCCAGUUCGACCGAACGAAUCUAGUCUCACUCAACACGAUGGUCCUUUAGGUGAGGGACAUUUUUCAGAGUUAAUGACGCAUCCAAAGCGUGGUGACAUCCCUGCAACAACAACAAAGCACGAUGAUGAUAACGUAAGAGCGCUACCCAUGGAGCCAACUGCUACCCGAAAACCCAAAGACAUAAAUUAUCAAGAGCUGUGGACGAAGAGGGGAGAGGAGUCUUUUCAGACACCUAAAGUUCGUUCCCACAAGAAGAUUCGAAGCCGGAAAGCCCUCAAGGUGCUUCGUGCUCCCGAAGCCCUGCCGCCCUUCACAGAUCUGUCAGAUACCGGUGGACUUGAUCAGCAACUCGCCAGCGUCUCUUUGGAGAGGAGCCCCUCGACUAAAAAGACUGCAAACCCUGCUGCUCCUGGAAACGGUCAUGAAAGUUCAAGAAAUGAGAUGUGCGAGGAUGGUGCAGAUUCUCAUCAAGUAGUCCAGAACGAGUCGACUGGGCCAACUGUUGUCAGUGCCAUUGAUAGAGCUCUAAUCGAUGAGGGGAUGGAAGAGAAAAAAUAUCUCUACUAUACCUCAAUGUCCGGCUCUAGUAACUUCUGCACCCCGGAUAUCGAAGACUGCAGCAACUUCAAGCAAGCAACGGAAGAUGGAACCGACACGAGUAUACAUCACUAAGUUAAGACGGAUGACUUAGUUUUAAACUAGACAAAUUUGUGGUCAUUUUGGAGUGAGGAGUUUCUCACUGCCUCUUCACCGAGUGCUGUGAUCCGGUCUUUUACGGAAUCUUAAUGCAAAAUCAAGGUGAAGGGGCGGAAGAACCCCGCCAAGGCGUUUUAAUCCGUCCAUGAAUGGCUGCAAAAUAUUUCAAGUUAUGCUUGAACCCUGUACAGCAUUUGACGAUUACAGUCGACAAUGUGAUUUGAGCAGUUUCGACCUAAAAGUUCCACAGAAUUGGAGGCGAACGAUCAAACCUGGAGCCGACAAGCCCUACCAUCAAAAUUUUGAGCCAAGUGGAUAGGACUUGCUAGAAAUGAAGCUUAGUUAACGCAAUGCAGCUUGUACCCCUCUUUGAGAAAGUGAUGCAUCAAGUGAUAUUUAGAAUGUAAACUCCAAUCAAUACACAAAUUCUAAACCAAGGAUACAUAUGAAAAUAUACAUAUGAAUAUUUUCAUAUGUAAAUAUACAUAUAAAUACGACAUCACGGUCAAGUCGUCCUAAAGCUUGUAUCAUAUUAUUCAUUUGCAUAAACUCGUUACUUGCCACU
Physcomitrium patens is the source of this 4736-nucleotide messenger RNA. RefSeq lists its product as uncharacterized. NCBI's taxonomy places the organism in Eukaryota, Viridiplantae, Streptophyta, Bryopsida, Funariales, Funariaceae. Gene Ontology annotation, biological process: protein monoubiquitination; aggresome assembly; protein autoubiquitination. Gene Ontology annotation, cellular component: peroxisomal membrane; aggresome. The record is from RefSeq and is a predicted model, not a curated record. Gene Ontology annotation, molecular function: tumor necrosis factor receptor binding; ubiquitin protein ligase activity; zinc ion binding.